Molecule: messenger RNA, 907 nt
Organism: Lathyrus oleraceus (garden pea)
Lineage: Eukaryota; Viridiplantae; Streptophyta; Magnoliopsida; Fabales; Fabaceae
Product: protein SHORT HYPOCOTYL IN WHITE LIGHT 1
Exons: 4
Coding region: 59-688 (209 amino acids)
Biological process (GO): negative regulation of photomorphogenesis; regulation of abscisic acid-activated signaling pathway
Source: RefSeq, a predicted model, not a curated record
GGGUCGGGUUAAUACUAAAGUCCAUCAUCAGACACCAAAAUGCCAAAAAAAAAACUCAAUGAUUCAUCAAAACAAAAUCUUCAAUUUUCAGUCUCAAAUGGCAGCAACAACAUCUACAGCAACAACAACACUGUUGAUCGAUCUCACGCGCUCUCCACGCUCCACCUUUCGCCACUUCUCGUCAAACAAUGUUCACAUUCUUCACCACCAACCCUUCACUUCUACACUCAUCCACAAUCGUCGUUCAAAUCUCACAACCAUCAAUUGCAAUAGCAAGCUGAAUAACGCAAGUGGAGGAGGAGAACCGUAUGAGAUGGAUGGUGUUUUUGGGAGAUACGAUGGAGUUGAAGAUGAUGGUGAUGAAGAUGAUGCAGAGAGUAGUGUUGAUUUGUUGAUUAAAUUCUUGCAGAGUAUGUUUAAGAAGAUGUCUAGAAAGGCUAAAAAGGCUUCUCGUUCUGUUUUGCCAUCAGCGUUUUCUCCUCAGCUUGUUUCUUUUGCUGUUGAUGGGACUCUUCUACUUGCUUCACUUUCUGUUGUCAAAGCACUUCUUGAGGUUAUCUGCAACAUUGGCGGCACAGUAUUUGCUGCUAUUCUGAUCCUGCGUGUGAUAUUGGCAGCAGUUUCUCACUUCCAGUCCAGUGGGAAUAGUUUCAACCAAGGGGGCAAUUCAUUUGGUGCUGUAGCCUAAACCUCUUCUGUAAAUUUUGUUUGAUGGUAGUUUCCAUUAGGUAAAUAUUUUAUUCGGUUCAGCUGAAUAAAAGCACCCUUGGUAUUGAUGUGUCGAAAUUACACACCAAAGGAUGUGAUUUACACAAUAAGUCAUAGAUACAAGGAUUUGCAAUUAUUUAGUUAUUGUAAUUAUUUAAUAUACUAACAAAGUUAUAAUAUAAUUACGCAAUUUACAUGA